This is a messenger RNA of Artibeus jamaicensis (Jamaican fruit-eating bat), 1745 nucleotides long. It is a transcript of the gene YPEL4, whose product is annotated as yippee like 4. NCBI's taxonomy places the organism in Eukaryota, Metazoa, Chordata, Mammalia, Chiroptera, Phyllostomidae. The record is from RefSeq and is a predicted model, not a curated record. The coding region runs from base 509 to 892 and encodes 127 amino acids. The transcript has 6 exons.
CCACAGACCGAGGUACAGACGAGAGACAACCUCUGGCCCCCAAGCAGCUGGCCAGCUUUGCAACCUGUCUUGAGCCCCUAACUCCCCUACCCCGUCCCCAUCCCCUUCCCCGUUGGAGGAGCGGAAAGAGAAGAGAGAAGAGUGAGCAGACAGAUUGAGAGAGAGAGAGAGAGAGAGAUAGCCGGAGAUCUCUGGAGCAGACCUCAAGACCCCCCAAAGCCCGCCCUGGGAGCUGGCUGCGCUGCUAACGAUUUUGGACCAUACCAUGACGAGAAUGCCAACCCAGAGGGGGCCGAAGCCUCAGAGCAGAUGAGAAAAUCCAUUGUGAUUUCCAUUUCUACCUGGUUCACGUCUGGGGGGGCCCUGGCCGGGCAGCCCCCCCACAUUUCUCCUGCCCUGAAACACGGCUCUAGCCAACCUGCUCCGCUGCUUCACCUGCGACCGCCUGUGUGGGGGCUGUACCGCGCCAGCCCCUCCAGCCCGCCAGGGCAUCGUCCUCCAGCCCGUCAUGCCCAGCUGUGACCCCGGCCCCGGCCCCGCCUGCCUCCCCACCAAGACGUUCCGUAGCUACCUGCCCCGCUGCCACCGCACCUACAGCUGCGUCCACUGCCGUGCACACUUGGCCAAACAUGACGAGCUUAUUUCCAAGUCCUUCCAAGGGAGCCACGGCCGAGCCUACCUGUUUAACUCCGUGGUCAACGUGGGCUGUGGGCCAGCAGAACAGCGCCUUCUGCUUACUGGGCUUCACUCGGUAGCAGACAUUUUCUGUGAGAGCUGCAAAACCACACUGGGCUGGAAAUAUGAGCAAGCCUUUGAGACGAGCCAGAAGUACAAGGAGGGAAAGUACAUUAUUGAAAUGUCACACAUGGUGAAGGACAACGGCUGGGACUGAGGGGCUCAGGCAGGCAGUGCCCUUCCUCCGCAUGCCCCACCCUCUCACCCCUGGCCCCGCCAAGAGUCCAUACCAGCAUGAGUACUGCCCCCCCCCGGGGGGGGGACCUGGCUGCUACCAACCCCUUCCGCCUCCACCUCAUCACCCCCAGGCCUCUUUGGCACAGGGGUCUGGGCACCCCAGGGGUGGUCAAAGCUCAGGAGUGGGCAGCAGUCGGGGAGAGGCAGAACUGGUAGGAAUGGUUGUGGGUCCUCCUGGCCCUAAGGUCCCAAGAACGGAGGCGACGGCAGGGCACGCACUCAGGCAGAGGACCAUGGGAGGAAUCAGUUUCGGAUCCUUUUCGAGUGAACACAGGACAAAGCUUGAGUCAGGGACUGGCAUAUUCUGGGCCACAUUAAGAGCAAAGGCUUAGGUUGGGAUGAAAUUUUGGCCUCAAAGGUAAACACCAGUCUCUGAAGUAUCCCCACCACAUUAGUUGGAUUCUGGGGGUGGAAGGGGAAAAAAAAACCCAAAUCCCAGGCCCUGGGAAAUGAAGGAAUCACAGGGGUUUCCAUUUCACUCCACUUGUUUAUCUUGGCACUAAAGAGGCACUUUCCAGUAUCUAACCUUUGCCACUGUGGGGGGUGGGGAAAGCUGCCCCCGGAACGGCCCCCACCCCAGCUGGCUGUUUCCGGUCGGAGCAGUCUCGAUGGGCACUCCCCGAGGCCCAGCCACUGCUCUCUGGGAUUCAGUCCCUUGGAGAAGAGGUGGGAAAUCAGUGCCACGGGGGCCAGGCUUCCUCGUGGCUGCCACCAGCGAACGAAACUUUUGUAUGAUAAAGUGUUUGGGUUUAUUUUUAAUAAAAAGGGGAAAA